AUGUCUCUGAGGAUAAAAUCAGUGGUAGAUAGGUUUGUCCAAGAGCUGAAGGAGGCUCUUGAGGCAGACAUACAGGAUAGAAUCAUGAAGGAGAGAGAAAUGCAGAGCUACAUUGAAGAGAGAGAACGUGAGGUUGCCGAGCGUGAAGCUGCCUGGAAAGCCGAGCUCUCACGCCGUGAGGCAGAGAUUGCUCGGCAGGAAGCCAGGUUAAAGAUUGAACGAGAAAAUCUCGAGAAAGAGAAAAGUGUGCUCAUGGGGACCGCUUCAAAUCAAGACAAUCAAGAUGGAGCCCUUGAGAUUACUGUUAGUGGCGAAAAAUACCGCUGCUUGAGGCUGUGCGCGGGUCGCUGGCGUGCGGAGGCGGCGCGCGGGAUCCUCCGGUGCGUGGGCGCUGGCUUUCAUAAGCCGAUGCGGAAAUCGUAG
Messenger RNA from Striga hermonthica, 423 nucleotides. The record is from the annotation of a GenBank genome assembly. Lineage: Eukaryota; Viridiplantae; Streptophyta; Magnoliopsida; Lamiales; Orobanchaceae.